Carassius carassius (crucian carp) is the source of this 3933-nucleotide messenger RNA. RefSeq names its product potassium voltage-gated channel subfamily D member 1-like. The transcript is spliced from 6 exons. Bases 85 to 1983 code for a protein of 632 amino acids. Gene Ontology annotation, molecular function: A-type (transient outward) potassium channel activity; protein binding. The record is from RefSeq and is a predicted model, not a curated record. NCBI's taxonomy places the organism in Eukaryota, Metazoa, Chordata, Actinopteri, Cypriniformes, Cyprinidae. Gene Ontology annotation, cellular component: membrane; voltage-gated potassium channel complex. Gene Ontology annotation, biological process: potassium ion transmembrane transport; protein homooligomerization.
ACAGAAAAACUUCUCAGGACUGACAGGCAUUCCCCCAUACUGGUGUAUUUGAUUCGUUAACAACGUUUAGCCACCAAAUUAAAUAUGGCUGCUGGAGUGGCAACAUGGCUACCGUUUGCCAGGGCAGCGGCCGUUGGCUGGCUUCCUCUGGCCAAGAAAAUCAUGCCCAAACCACCUGUGGACAAAAAAAGCCGUAACGACGAGAUCCUGUUCGUAAACGUGAGCGGGCUCCGCUUCCAGACAUGGAAGAACACGCUGGACCGCUAUCCUGACACUCUGCUGGGCAGCUCGGAAAAGGAGUUUUUCUACAACGAGGACACUCAGGAGUAUUUCUUCGACAGGGACCCAGAAAUGUUUCGGCACAUUUUGAACUUCUACCGCACCGGCAAGCUUCACUACCCGAGGCAGGAGUGCGUUCAGGCCUUCGAUGAGGAGCUGGCGUUUUACGGCAUCGUGCCAGAUAUUAUCGGUGACUGCUGCAUGGAAGAGUACAGGGAUCGCAAGAAAGAGAACCAGGAACGUUUGGCCGAAGACACGGAGGCUGAGAUGGGGACGGACACCCCUUUGCCACCAAACAGCACACAUCGGGAACGUUUGUGGCGUGCCUUUGAAAACCCCCACACGAGCACCAUGGCUCUAGUUUUCUACUAUGUCACUGGCUUCUUCAUUGCCGUCUCGGUUAUAGCAAACGUGGUGGAAACUGUCCCCUGCCGACCCCUCAAAGGCAGCAAGAAAGACUUGCCAUGUGGCGAGAAGUUCUCGUUGGCGUUUUUCUGCAUGGACACGGCCUGCGUCCUCAUCUUUACGUUCGAGUACCUCAUGAGGCUUUUCGCCGCGCCCAGCCGUUGCAAGUUCAUGCGCUCGGUCAUGAGUGUAAUCGACGUUGUUGCCAUCAUGCCAUACUACAUCGGCCUGGUCAUGCCUGAGAAUGAGGACGUGAGUGGAGCAUUCGUCACGCUAAGAGUGUUCCGCGUCUUCCGGAUCUUCAAGUUCUCGCGUCAUUCUCAGGGCCUGCGAAUCCUGGGUUAUACUCUGAAGAGCUGUGCUUCCGAGUUGGGCUUCCUCCUGUUUUCCCUCACCAUGGCCAUCAUCAUAUUUGCCACCGUCAUGUUCUACGCGGAGAAAGGCACCAAGGGAACCAACUUCACCAGCAUCCCAGCCUCCUUCUGGUACACCAUAGUCACCAUGACAACACUUGGGUAUGGAGACAUGGUUCCAAACACCAUCGCCGGAAAAAUCUUCGGCUCUAUCUGCUCUCUCAGUGGCGUGCUGGUUAUCGCCCUUCCUGUACCUGUCAUUGUGUCCAACUUCAGCCGAAUCUACCAUCAGAACCAAAGAGCUGACAAGAUGCGAGCCCAGCAGAAAGUCCGUCUUGCCAGGAUUCGCUUGGCCAAGAAGGGAACCACCAACGCCUUCCUACAAUACAAAGAUGAAGGAGGAUUUCAUGAUCGGGACAGUGAUAACGCUUUGUGUCUGAAGAACAAAUCUUCCUUUGAGCACCAACACCAUCACCUGCUGCAUUGUCUGGAAAAGACAACAAAUCAUGAGUUCACAGAUGAGCUGACGUUCAGUGAGAUGUGUAUGACUGAGUCAAUGGGUUAUCGUACCAGUCGCAGCACUUCCAUCUCCAGCCAGCAGGGGAUGUCGACAUCCUGCUGCCCCCGCAGGGCCAAGAGAAGAGCCAUCCGCCUCGCCAACUCCACCGUAUCCGUCAGCCGGGGCAGCGUCCAGGAGCUGGACACUCUGCAAGUGCACAAAUCCUCUUCUGGACUCCAGAGCCGCUCCAGUCUCAACGCCCGGACUGAAGACCUGAAGCUAAACUGUGAAGAUAGGGAUUUCACCGCGGCUAUAAUCAGUAUACCCACCCCACCCGCCAACACCCCUGACGAGAGUCUGCCGCCCUCUCCUGCCUUUCCCGGAAUCUUACGCAACUCUCGCACUAAUUUCUACACCCAUGAGACAGUGAAGAUCUCUUCCUUAUAAACACCACAAGCACACAAGCAUCCCCUAAUUGCACAACAGAAAGAAAGAGAUGGGGGCUUCUCCCACGAAAGAUCGCAAAUGCCACAGAAAAGACAAAGUGCAUCUUGUAACGAAUCUGCUUCAUUCCAAAAUCAACAAUUCGACGUGGACUCGCAUGAGCUGACGUGUUUUUGUGACCCCGGACAGUUCACACAGAGACUGAUCUUCCGAGCUUGGGGGAGAUUGAAAAGAUGAACUCAAUAGCAUUUUACGAUAAAUCAGCAGUUAUAGUGGCACAGAAGGCCUUUUACUUUUAAGAUAUGCAAUGUUUCAACAACCAGGAAUUAUGCCUAUACGUCCACUGCGUAAUACAGUUGCAGGAAAGAUUACAAAUGUGGAAAUUAUCAUAAAGUACAUCGAUAUAUUGAAGCCGUAGAUCUUUGCAGGGAAAACUACAAUUACAGAAACAAUGGCCGAUAUAAAGGAGGUGGUGUAUAUGUAUCAAUAUUUGUAUCAUACGUCUUUAGCUCACAUGCAUCUUCAAAACCCCACAAAAAAGACAAGAUUUCUGACCCAAACAUGCAUGAUGUUGUAUAGUAGAUACCAUGGCAGAGAAUGGAGCGGCCAACAUGCUACUCUCACAUACUUUUGCAUGGUACUUCUUUUACCUCCGUUUCGUUUGUCCUGUUUUCUUUCUUAACAUUGAUGAAAAAAGAUGAUAUUUACAGAGUAUUAAUGAUCAAACGUGCUGCACCAGAUGUGCACAUAAAAAAAUAAAUAAAAUAAAAACAUUCAGGCAUGUUCUUUGCAAAAUCUGAGGUCGGACUAGUGCAGCGAUGUGUUUGUGUGAUGGGUGACUGGGAAUGACUUGUGUUAUUUGAUCACAGAUAUGCAUGGAUACCGUUGUAGGUAUUUUUAUGUGUUUUCUCCCAUGGGAAAAUGAAAGGUUUCUAUAGCAUUUUAAAGCAAAUGGAGGGCAUUUACCACUGUCAUCGAGAACUACUGCGGUAAUUAGAGUCACUUCAACUUAUUUUUCAUUUGGCUUAGUAAUUAAGUGUAACCUUUAAAUCCUAGCUAUAUUUAUACAAUAUAGCUUAUGCAUUGAACACAGCUAUGUAAGGGUCCAGUGAACCACUUCUCUAAUUUGAUUUAAAGCUCAUCUGUUAAAUAUCAUAAGCAGCAAUGAGACAGGCAAUAAUAGUGUAAUUAUUUUUUACUACAGAACAGAAGUGAAAGAUACAAUUAUAUAUGGAAAUUAGUACAAAAAAGGAGAAAUGCAAAUGGGCACUUGACUGUGAUGAAAAAUAUAUUUGUUACUGUUUACACGCAUUGUUCCUAAGUUAUUUUUACGUUAGUUUUGGCUCUCUCUCUCUCUCUCUCUCUCUCUCUCUCUAGUAUGAAGUGUGAAGUGGUAAAUUUAGUAGUUGGUCAGGUACCUGCUCAUUUAAAGGAGGGGUUGUUGGAUGAAACGGUUCCCUAUAGGAGAUUAAAGAGUUAGAUAUCAAAAGCACAGAGGUGUAAAUCUAUUCCACAAAUAAAGUGAACAGAACUCAGAAAACACAGUGUCUGUCGGCUCUCUAUCACACCUAAAGAUAUGAUUCAGUUAUUUUGUUUGAUAUGUGUCAUUAUUUAAUAUCAACAGUGGCCCCAAAAAUGUCUGAAUGUCAUCUGUAUAUGGUCUUUUCAUCAAAUGUGCUGACACCAUCUGAUAUUUUAUAGUGCUAAUCUUUAAAAGUAACUUUUUUCUUGUUUUCUCCCAAGGGAGCACUGUGUAAUUGGCUAUCAAUUUGCAUAAUGUUAGAAAUUGCCAUUAAAUCAUAAGAAUUUAGCAGAGCGUAAUUACCCAGACUGCAGCCAAUGAUUUACUGUUAAGUCAACAUGAAAUGGCCAUUUAACUUCUAAAAUAUGACAUUUCAGAGAGGAACAGAAUAUUCCAAUGCUAAAGAUAAGUAGGGCGAGGCUUGAUUCUAU